Capsella rubella is the source of this 1558-nucleotide messenger RNA. RefSeq lists its product as uncharacterized. The record is from RefSeq and is a predicted model, not a curated record. Bases 72 to 1421 code for a protein of 449 amino acids. The transcript has a single exon. NCBI's taxonomy places the organism in Eukaryota, Viridiplantae, Streptophyta, Magnoliopsida, Brassicales, Brassicaceae.
GGGUACUAUUUUAAAUGGCCAAGUUUUACACUUUCUUCUUCACGGCUUCACAUUAGAGACAACAAAAAAAAAUGGCAGGAGUGGUAGAUUUAGUCUCGUCGAGCAUUGUACAACCCGUAAACAGCAACCAAGCGGGUCGAACUAAGAUCCAUCUUACCCCAUUUGAUCUGAGUCUUCUCUCAUUCAAUCGUCCUCAAAGAGGUCUUCUCUUUCCCAAACCAGAUCCCAGUUUCCAUCUCAUCUGUCGGCUAAAGACCUCUCUCUCUCUUGCCUUAGAUAUCUACUUCCCUUUGGCGGGUCGACUCGUCAAAACGAAGAAUCUUGAAGACAGUACGGUGUCGUUUUACGUAGACUGUGAUGACUCCGGCGCUAGAUUUCUCCAUGCAGAAACUAAAUCUGUCUCGGUGAGUGAUAUUCUCCAGCCUGAUGGUUCUGUUCCUUGUUUCCUAAAGCAUUUCUUUCCCGGAAACGGUUUAAGAAACUGUGAUGGCGCCCUGGAGCCCUUGCUUGUUGUACAAGUCACCGAGAUGAAGGAUGGAGUAUUCAUCUGUUACUGUUACAACCACUUGGUGGCGGACGGAGUCUCUAUGUGGGAUUUUUUCAAUACUUGGUGCAAGAUUUGCUCGAGUGGUGGUUCAAGUUUCAACCAUAAGCCUCUUGUUCUCAAAGGAUGGUUCCUCGAGGGGAUAGAUUACCCGAUCCAUAUUCCUGUAUCAGAGACGGAGAGGCCACCACCGAGCCGUGAAUCUUCUUCGGUGCACACUGUGAAACAUUGGACGUUACACUUCACAAAGAAGAAUAUUUUAGAUCUCAAAGCUAAAGCCAACAGCGAGGUUGCCUCUAAUGACCAGGGGAUUUCAUCUCUUCAAGCUGUUUCUACACAUAUGUGGCGAUUAAUCAUCGGUCACAGAGGUCUUAGCCAAGAAGGAGAGACACAGUGCAUACUAGCGGUGGACUUGAGGCAGAGGAUAGAUCCUCCGCUUGAGAAAGAUUGUUUUGGGAAUAUGGUCUCUCUUGCAUCAGCCGUAACCACCGUGGAAGAGCUGAUGGAUCGUAGCUUGGGUUUGGCUGCUCUACAACUAAGAAAAUUAGUGAGCUCCCAAAAUAAUGAAAAGUGUAAAUUUUUUGCAGAGGAGUGGGUUAGAAAUGUUAAGAACCUAAAGUUAGGCAUUGGCAGUAAAGUAGUUGGUGAUACUAUAGUUAUCGCAAGCUCUCCGCGGUUCGAAGUGUACAACAAAGAUUUUGGUUGGGGUAAACCUAUUGCAACUCGAUCUGGACCGUCUUGUAGUUUCGAUGGCAAGCUUACACUUUUUCCAGGAAUCAACGAAGGAAGUAUUGAUGUUCACGCUACCCUACGGUCUGAUGUACUUGUAAACCUACUAGCUGAUGAUGUAUUUUUAGAGCAUACAACUACUGCAUGACUGAUCGAUUUAGGGCAUACUCUUUGGUCUUCAAAUAUUUGUCUUUUUGAGUGUAUACUAUAAUGUACACAUAUGAACCCCAUCUUUAUUCUAAGUCCCAUGACUUUAAUUAAUUUUAAGGUAAGUUAAUACUAAAA